Molecule: messenger RNA, 1771 nt
Organism: Notechis scutatus (mainland tiger snake)
Lineage: Eukaryota; Metazoa; Chordata; Lepidosauria; Squamata; Elapidae
Source: RefSeq, a predicted model, not a curated record
AUGAAGCCUUGCCUCAGUUUUGGCCUCCUCUCAGCACUGAUAGCCAGUGGUAUUGCUCUGAAAUGUGAAGUUUGCAUUGGUCAAGGUCACAACUGUUCCGGUAACAUUGAAGUAUGUCCUCCAGAACAUGAUUUUUGUGGUAUUACUGCAUUUGAAAGUGUAUUGGAAGAACUUCAGGUUCAGGGGAUUAUUAAAAGCUGCGCUCCAUCAAGUGUCUGUGAAGGUGGUUCUGCUCACAUUAAUCUGGGUAAAAAAGGAAGAUCAAGGACGAGUGUUUUUUGCUGUAAGCACGAUGCCUGCAAUACAGAUUUUCCAGUCAAAUUGCCAGAACUAGAUACCAAGAUCAAUGGUCUUCGGUGCCCAGCCUGCUAUGCUUCAUUUCCUGAUUCUUGUAAGGAUGACACUGUUGAUUGUGUUGGAUCCGAGUCUCAGUGCAUUAAUUUGGCUGGAUACAUACAUUUUGAAGAAUCAUCAACAAAAGUUGCCAUGAAGGGCUGCACUACCCAUGAUGUCUGCGAUGCUACCAUUGGAGGGGCAGCAACAUUUAGCCAGGCCAGUUCAGCAAUCACCAGCCUUGAAUGCAUGCCAGCCAGUAGCACGGCCAGCAGAUCUCCUGGACCAACAGGACUCUUCUUUUUAGCCAUGAUGGGCUUCCUGAGGCUACAGCUUGGAUCUUAACGAGCCAACUGUGUUUAUGAGCAAACUAUGCAGAUGCUAAACCAAGGAUUUUAAUCUUUGGGUCUCUGGUAUCACUGAUGGAAAAAUUCUGGAAGAGCUGAGCAUUAAGGUCUAAUCCAUUAGCUUGCUGGUUUUUGUUGUUGUUUUUUAAACCCAGCUUAUAGCAUCUAUUAAGGAAAGCGGUUAUUUAACCACCGGUUCUGAUUUGAAUUGUUAUCACGGUCAUAGCAGUUGGUGUAAUAUUGAUGUGUUGCUCGAAAACUGAGCUCAUUGUUCAUCUGUUAGGGUCAUAUUUGAUAUAGCGUUUUAGCCUUCUCAUUCAAUUUGAUGUGAAUUGAAAGGGCAUGUAAAAAAAUAAAUAAAUGAUGGGGUGUUUUUUCAGGCAAGGUUGAAAAACUGGAAUCCUUAAUCUUAAUUUUUCAAGCAGUCGAGAGAGUCCCAUUCUGUACUGUACAAUGCUCUCCCAAGCAGUAUGCAACUUCCUAACCCUCAGUAAAAUCCCAAGGGAAAAUGUAAUAUAACAAGUGAUGUCUCCAGAGCCUUUCUCAGCUCUGGAGAAAGCAGGGGGCACUUCAAGGAAUGUCACCUUGCAGUGAUAAAUGCUUGAAGACUCUUCUACUGUAAUAUCCUCCUCCCAUGUUAUUUUACUGCUGCUCUACCUUCGUGAUGCAUCCUGGAGUUGGAAUUGACAAAGGGAGAGAGACAUAUGAAAGGACCAUCUGACUGAUGGAGGGAAAUUGGCACUCCAACUUCUUCCCUCCACCCUCUUUGCUUUUUCCACAACAUGGGGGGUGGGGGAGAUAUACUAACCUUCUGGGUACUCCUGAAGGUACUCACAGCAGGAUGAAUAUAAACCAAGGAAUCUGAAGACUUUGAUUUCAGAUGGCAGUGGAACAAUUCAAGGAAAGUGAGAUCAAAUGAAGCAGAGGCUCUUCAAAAGAGAAAUUCUCUUCUUUGCUACUGCCCUUGAAACAUUUUGAUAUGAGGACAAUAUGAGGACCCAAAUUGUUGGGAACAAUAUGCUGACUCUGUAAACCGCUUUGAGAGGGCUGUAAAGCACUAUAAAGUGGUAUAUAAGUCUAAGUGCUAUUGC